AUGCUCAAAGCAGAGGGGGUUUUCAGGAAUUCCAGUAACGAUGAUCCGAAGCAACAUCUUAGAAACUUCUUGGGUGUGUGUGCGAUGCACAAGCAAAACAACGUCACUGCUGAUGCCUUAAGGUUGAGGUGUUUCAAGUACUCACUAGCUGGAGACGCAAGGAAAUGGCUUCAGAAUUUGCCACCAAACUCUAUUCAUUCUUGGCCCGAACUUGUCCGAGCAUUCCUAGCUAAAUGGUUCCCGCAAAGUAAGAAAUCUGAGCUCCGGGAUAAAAUCUUCUUUUUCAAGCAAGUACCGGGAGAACAUCUACAUGAGGCAUGGGAUCGGUUCAAAUUAUAUUUGGUUAGGUCUCCCAAUCAUGGUUUUUUGGAUUCCAUCUUGUUGGAAAAAUUCUACAUGGGCUUAGAUCCGAUGAACCAAUCUAUAUCCAAGAAUGCAGCUGACGGAUCUUUUAUGGACAAGACAUUCACAUGGGUCACACAGAUCCUUGACAAAAUGGCACAACAUAAUCAAGCUUGGCACUCCGAGGAUACCAUAGGUGGAAUUGCAUAUGGUUCUCCCUCCUUGACCAACCUAAUUAAGGAGAAUCAAGAGAGAGAUCAAUUAAUCGCGGGGCUUGCCACAAAUUUCAAUGUGUUGAUAAAAAUGUUCACGGAAAGUCAAACAAAAAAGGUGAAUAUGGUGCAGGAUGUGCAAGCUAUAUCAAAUGAAGAUUUUGAGGAAGUAAACUACAUUAACAACCCUCAAGGAGGGUAUCAAAGACAACAAUACCAAGGUCAAGGACAACAAAAUCAAUGGAGGCCAAAUCCGCAAGGGCAAGGCCACCAACAAUGGCGAAAUGACCAAGGUGGCUCAAACCAAGGAAGUUGGAACAACAACAACUUCUCAAACCGGAGUUCAAACCCUUAUGUUCCUCCAAAGGGUCAAUAUUCAAAUCAAGGUUCCUCAAGUAAAUCUAAGUUGGAAGGUAUGCUUGAACGGGUAUUGCAAAAUCAAGAAAAAUCUGACACUUCUAUGACGAACAUGACCGAGCUUGUUGGCUCUCAUACCGCAUCCAUUCAAAAGUUGGAGAUGCAAAUGAGAGACCUCUCUAGGGAACAAAAUCCAAAGCAAAAGGGAACAUUCCCUAGUGACACAAUUGCGAACCCAAGGGGUAGUGGGAGUGGCCCAACUUCUCAUGUCAUGGAAAUUACUACUCGGAGUGGGAAGGUACUACGAGGAGAGGGUGAACAAGUGGUUGAGGUAGAAGAGUCCGAAAAAGGGGUUGAGGUUGAAGAGCCAAGUGUUGUCGAAGUUGAGAAGAUUCUGGAAGAUUUGCAAGUGCAAAAAGAGAACCGGGAAGAGGUAAAGGAAAAGGUAAAAGAGACACCAAAAACUCUUCCACCUAUUCCUAGACCUCCUCCUCCAUUCCCUCAAAGACUCGCUAGGAAGGUUGAUGAUAGAAAACUCGAAAAAUUCUAUGAAGUUCUCAAGAAAUUAUCGGUGAAUAUUCCAUUUGUGGAAGCAUUUCAAGAGAUACCAGGUUUUGCUAAAUAUUUGAAAGAUUUGAUCACCAAGAACAGAACCACCAAGAAUGAAGUGGUGAACGUGACUCACCGGAUUAGUUCCAUCAUUGCAACAUCCACCAUUCAAAAGAAAGAAGAUCCGGGAGCUUUCACCAUUCCAUGUACUAUUGGGGAACGUGAUUUUGCAAGAGCCGUUUGUGAUAAUGGGGCUAGCAUCAACUUAAUGCCUCUUGUCAUCUAUAAGCAAGCGGGGUUAGGUAUGCCAAGGCCCACAAGUAUGAGAUUGCAAAUGGCCGAUCGUUCCAUCAAACGACCGGUGGGAAUUGUUGAUGAUGUACUUGUGAAGGUGGGAAAGUUUCAUUUACCCGCCGAUUUUGUAAUCCUUGAUUGUGCGGUUGACAAAGAGAUCCCUAUCAUUUUGGGAGACCAUUCCUUGCCACGGGAAGAGCACUAA
Nicotiana attenuata is the source of this 1959-nucleotide messenger RNA. RefSeq lists its product as uncharacterized. Bases 1 to 1959 code for a protein of 652 amino acids. The record is from RefSeq and is a predicted model, not a curated record. The transcript has a single exon. Lineage: Eukaryota; Viridiplantae; Streptophyta; Magnoliopsida; Solanales; Solanaceae.